This is a messenger RNA of Aspergillus eucalypticola CBS 122712, 354 nucleotides long. RefSeq lists its product as uncharacterized. Lineage: Eukaryota; Fungi; Ascomycota; Eurotiomycetes; Eurotiales; Aspergillaceae. Bases 1 to 354 code for a protein of 117 amino acids. The transcript has a single exon. The record is from RefSeq and is a predicted model, not a curated record.
AUGGCUAUUUUCAGCGGUGCCCCCUUCGCAUUUGAUACAAAUUACGAAACCGGCUCACAAUGCGCAAGAUAUUGCGAUGGCCUCGCAGAAUGCACGUCUUGGCUUUACAGCGUGAGAGGGGGCGAAUGCCAGUUGUACAAGGGCAGUGCUCUAUCAACCUUCUCGUCUCAGCAUUUUAUGUAUGGUGUUUGCGAUGGCCACAGUCAUGUUGCCACGCCAUCUGCUGGCUCAUCUGUAGCUGCGCUAGCCUCACCGAGCGCCAGCUCUGUCUUUUCCGUGAACGUUGGUGAAACCUCUGCUCUGCAUGUAUGUCUACCACCUCAUGCUCUGGACUUCUACCAUAUCCCUUGCUAA